UCGGUGCUCGCGGUGAAUGAACGAGCCUGUUUAACAUAUUCAGAUCGACGUCACCGUGUGAAGGUGGAUCAUGUCGUGCGGCCGCUUCUAUAAAACCCCCCGCAGCCCGCUCCCUGCGCACGGACACACGCUCACCGGUUCAGACGGAGAGCAGCUUUGAGCGGAUUUCCCUGCGCGCUGACGGGAGGCUGCCUGCAGUUUACAGGAGGAAAGAGGGACAAUAAGGAGCCGGAGGAGCAGAAAGACGCAGGAGCAACUUUACGCACGGCCGCCGGACACUUUCAGACGGGACGGAGGCGCCGUUACGCGGGCUCCAGACACAGGUGGAUGCUGGGAAGUGGACCGGCUCGGAGAUGUUCACCCUGCAGGCUCAGUUCGGGGCUCUGUGGGCUCUUGGCGCUGCGCUCACCUCGGUGCUGUCCGCGCUCCUGCUGCUGGCGCUCACCCGGCAGCUGUGGAGCCUCCGCUGGAGCCUGACCCGGGACAAAGAGAGCAGCCUGCCGCUGCCGAAGGGCUCCAUGGGCUGGCCGCUGGUCGGAGAGACCUUCCACUGGCUGUUCCAGGGCUCCAACUUCCACAUUUCCCGCAGAGAACGUCACGGCAACGUGUUCAAGACCCACCUGCUUGGGAAGCCCGUCAUCAGGGUCACAGGGGCUGAGAACAUCCGCAAGAUCCUGCUGGGCGAGCACAGCCUGGUGUGCACCCAGUGGCCCCAGAGCACUCGCAUCAUCCUGGGGCCCAACACCCUGGUCAACUCCAUCGGGGACCUGCACAAGAGGAAGAGAAAGAUCUUGGCUAAAGUGUUUAGCCGAGGGGCCCUGGAGUCCUUCCUUCCCCGGCUGCAGGACGUCGUCAAGUCUGAAAUCGCCAAGUGGUGCUCGGCGCCAGGUUCCAUCGACGUUUACAGCGCCGCCAAGUCCUUGACGUUCCGUAUCGCCGUCCGGGUCCUGCUGGGUCUGCGGCUGGAGGAGGAGCGGAUCGUGUACCUGGCUGGCAUCUUCGAGCAGCUGAUGAACAACCUGUUCUCGCUCCCAAUAGACGCUCCGCUCAGCGGCCUCCGCAAGGGAAUUAAAGCCAGAGAAAUCCUGCACGCCAACAUGGAGAAAAUCAUCAAGGAGAAGAUGGCGCGGCAGCAGGCGGAGGACGAGUAUCAUGACGCCUUUGACUACAUGUUGUCCAGCGCCAAAGAGAUCGGACAGGAGGUCAGCAUCCAGGAGCUGAAGGAAACAGCAGUCGAGUUGAUCUUCGCCGCUCACUCCACCACAGCCAGCGCCUCCACGUCUCUGAUUCUGCAGCUCCUUCGUCACCCUGCGGUGGUGGAGAGGGCCGGAAUCGAGCUGGAGGCCGAGGGCUUGGGGUACGAACCCCACAGCGGUCUCGGCUCCUCUGGCGCCACCACGGAGAAAGACACUGACGCCGGCGUCACAGAGACGACCUGCCUGCUGAACGAAGUGUGUCAGAAUCACAGGGACCAGGACGGUUUCCCACAGUCCCAGUCCCACAUACCGUACCUGAGCCUGGACAAGCUGAGCCAGCUGCGAUAUGUCGACUUUGUCAUCAAAGAGGUGCUGCGCUUCCUGCCGCCAGUGUCCGGUGGUUACCGCACGGCCCUGCAGACGUUCGAAUUAGACGGCUACCAGAUCCCUAAAGGCUGGAGUGUAAUGUACAGUAUCCGUGACACCCACGAGACCGCAGCCGUCUUCCAGAGUCCGGAGCUGUUCGACCCAGAUCGGUUCGGUCCGGACCGGGAGGAGAGCAGGUCGGCUCGGUUCAGCUAUGUGCCGUUCGGCGGCGGCGUGCGGAGCUGCGUGGGGAAAGAACUGGCACAGAUCAUCCUAAAGACUCUCACUGUGGAGCUGAUCGGAACCUGCAAAUGGGCUCUGGCCACAGAGAACUUUCCAAAGAUGCAGACGGUGCCGAUCGUGCAUCCAGUGAACGGGCUGCACGUGCACUUCACGUACAACCACACACUUUAGACACAAACUCAGACUGACGAACCUUUUCAAAAAAUAAAGAGAGAACUCAGUCAAGAGGAAAUUUUACCUCCAAUCCUGAUUCUGGAAAUAUCGCCGAACACGAGAAAGGAGGCAAAACCACGGUGACUGAUGCUGCAGUUCACGCCCCCUCUCGUCUCCAUGGAGAUGAACAGCGUGAAUUACCUGGCGACAACAGGGUGCUAUCAGGCGAUAUAUAUACAAGAUUUCAUGGAUGCACGUCGAGCCAAGAAACUAAGUUCCGCACAAGCUAACAGAUCAGUGAAGCUAAUAACGCUAACCAUAACUACACAACUACUCACACAACUACACGACUGAUACCUGUGACAGAAUCAACACACACGCACCUCCCUCGACUCACCUGUGCAGACGCACCAGUGUUAGCUACAGGCGUCUCUUGCUAGCUUAUUAGAAGUUAACGCAAAAAACAAAAACAAAAAAAACACACCUUUCCAGGUUGUGUGACGGGUACAUUUGGUUUUUCAUUGUGGAACAUUGAGGACAGCACCCCCUCUUGGUAGCAGGUCGUACCAGCAACAGCCUGUUAUUCAACGGCAAUGACAGAGGACACACCACAUCAAUAUCUUAACUUAUAUCUGUAAAUUCAUAUUUUUGAUGAUGAAUACUGAAAAAUUGUGAAAAAUCUUUUUGUAAAUAUUUUCCAGACGCUUGUAUUUCCCACUCAGGAGAUGAAGAAGAGGUUUACGUUGGUAGUUCGGAGCAUUUCAUCUUCUCUCCAGUCUGGUUCUGAAACACUUUUUACCACAUUUUUAAGUUAUUUAUGCAUCAAGGUCACAUCAGUAAGAAGCGCUAAGUCUCUGAAAGCUUUUCCACGUUCUUUAACAGUUCAGGUGUAACAUCAUUUUCACCGAUAAAUGGUGUUUUAGAGUCAAUUAAGCAAAGUCGCCUUCAGCUAUUUAAUAUUCUCUGCAUCUUUAGUCUGUAAAUACAUUUUAACUUAUUGAAAUAUAAAGACAGUGACAGUAAGUCUAGUUUGACAUCCGAGACCGAAAUGUGCCGUUAAUUUAGUCUUGAUACUUGUUGUGGUUUCUGCACGCGGAGCAGAAACCCGAGAGCUGUCCGUGUUUACGUUAACGAAACUUUAUCGAUUCUCCGACAGCUUUUUUAGAAAACUCACCAAGUGCAACUGGUCAAAUUUUGCAUCUCGGGAACUCGCCCCCUGAUUGUAACAAGAUUUUUUUAACCGAAUCCGUUUCUUUGUCUGUCCUCAUUUUUAUUUUCAUCUUUGGCCUUCGAUACCUGAGACGUGGACAUGUUUUACCUGUGCAGAAACAGAAAGAUGAGAAACAUCUGGACUCACGUUCGUUCAGUCCCACGAUGCAACAAGAAACCACAGAAACACGUUCACUGAUGGAACUUGCACUUGAUUUUAACUCACAAUCAGGAACUUCUCUGAACGUCUAAAUACAUAAAAAACUACUCUGUUGUCUUAAUAUGAAUGUGUUAUACUGUAUAUCCUAAAAAGUGCUAUUAUUGUGUGUAUGAAAUGAAGUAGCAUUAUGAAUAAGCUGUAUUUAAAACGCAGAUGUAUCCUUUCUGUUUCACUCUCUGUAAUAUGAAUAGAUAGAGACACUAACCUGUAAAGUCCAGAAAACCUUGUUUCUCUGUUAGAAACUGUCUUUGUUUAGAGCAGCGUUCACUGAGAGUCAACUUAUUAAUAUUAUUAUUAUUGGUCUAAUUCUAAGACUGUGUGUGUGUUGGUUUUGAAGCCUAAUGAGACGCGCUGUGAAAUGUUACGUACGAUGGAUCUGUGGAAGGAGAUAGCACUUUCUCCACUUUAAGGAGUCUGUAUAUAUUUGUCCUGUGUGUUGAGUGUGUAGCUGCUGUACAGUCGAUGUAAAGAGUAAAUUAGAAGAUGGUGAAGUAUCUUGUUCUCAUCAUGUUUAAUUUUAUAUUUCUUACUGUAACUGAAUGUCUAAAUAUUCAUACAAACAUAAAAUCCUGACACUG
This is a messenger RNA of Hippoglossus stenolepis (Pacific halibut), 3965 nucleotides long. It is a transcript of the gene cyp26c1, whose product is annotated as cytochrome P450 26C1. The coding region runs from base 354 to 1976 and encodes 540 amino acids. Gene Ontology annotation, molecular function: oxidoreductase activity, acting on paired donors, with incorporation or reduction of molecular oxygen; iron ion binding; heme binding. The record is from RefSeq and is a predicted model, not a curated record. NCBI's taxonomy places the organism in Eukaryota, Metazoa, Chordata, Actinopteri, Pleuronectiformes, Pleuronectidae. The transcript has 7 exons. Gene Ontology annotation, biological process: sterol metabolic process.